ACGAGGUCAACGACGACACCCGACGACGCCGCCGCCAACUUCUUGACCAGCGCUGCAGAGGUCCGAGAACAGACAAAAUGGCGAACAACAGAUUGCAAUACCGGAGACGGAACCCGUACAACACGCGGUCCAACCAGGUCCGCAUCGUCAAGACCCCCGGCGGCGAGCUCCGGUACCUCCACAUCAAGAAGAAGGGCACUGCUCCCAAGUGCGGUGACUGUGGCAUCAAGCUCCCUGGUGUUCCCGCCCUCCGCCCCCGUGAAUACUCCCAGAUCUCCCGCCCCAAGAAGAACGUCAGCCGUGCCUACGGUGGUUCCCGCUGCGCCGGAUGUGUCAAGGACCGCAUUGUCCGUGCUUUCUUGAUUGAGGAGCAGAAGAUUGUCAAGAAGGUCCUCAAGGAGUCUCAGAAGGCCGGAAAGCGCUAAACGGAAAUGCAUUAGCUACGGGUGUUUUUGUCAUUUAGUGGGCGCGAAAUGAUAUGAGAACAAAAAAAGAAAUUUAUUCUCGGCUGGGAA
This is a messenger RNA of Aspergillus ruber CBS 135680, 515 nucleotides long. RefSeq names its product 60S ribosomal protein eL34. Gene Ontology annotation, cellular component: ribosome. The transcript has 4 exons. Gene Ontology annotation, molecular function: structural constituent of ribosome. Bases 78 to 425 code for a protein of 115 amino acids. Gene Ontology annotation, biological process: translation. The record is from RefSeq and is a predicted model, not a curated record. NCBI's taxonomy places the organism in Eukaryota, Fungi, Ascomycota, Eurotiomycetes, Eurotiales, Aspergillaceae.